ACAAUGAAAAAAAAAAAAAAGUUGGAAGUUAAAUCACGGAAAAGAUAUGUGUUGCUGCUUAAUCUUGCACAAGACUGACGCGGAGGAUCUGUGAGAGAGAGAAGGAGAGCAGCUUCUUUAGAUAGUUUCUUGUCUUUUGUUCCCCUGUCCCUAACGAUAUGGAGGCAGCCAUUAAGACGUUGGUGACCACAUUUAUUUCCACUUCCAAGGGGAAGGAGAACCUAAACAAGAAAGAGUUCCAGAAACUGGUAUCUAACCAGCUUGGCUCCAUCAUGGAGGAUACAGACAGCACCUCUGCCGUUGAGGAGCUGAAGCGGGGACUGGAUGACAACAACGAUGGAAAGGUCAGCUUCGCGGAAUACCUCACUCUGAUUGGCUACGUGGCCACUUCCCUCAGUCAGAGCAAGUCUGGAUCCAGUGCAGAUGCUUCGUAGAUGUUUGUGGAGCUGAAAUGUUUGGAGGAUCAACAAAUUAACAGCCUUUUUCAUGCUUUUUAAGUAUCUUUUCUCAUUGCCAAAUGUUCUAGACAUCAUGAAUAUUUUUUACAACAGUCUAUUAUCAUUUUUCAUACAGUUAAUCAAUCAACCAGUUGUAUAACACCUCACUGUCUGUCCAGAUCAACCUGUUUUUAAGUUGCAACUUAUUGAUCUCCUUUGUCAAGGACACAUUGAAGGACUCUGAGCUUUUUUAUACCAAUUAUGAAAGGAUACUUAUUGUAUUUUCAAAAUAAAAGCUUUAUAAAAUGAUCCUA
This is a messenger RNA of Larimichthys crocea (large yellow croaker), 751 nucleotides long. RefSeq names its product protein S100-A16. The record is from RefSeq and is a predicted model, not a curated record. Gene Ontology annotation, molecular function: calcium-dependent protein binding; calcium ion binding. Bases 159 to 434 code for a protein of 91 amino acids. Lineage: Eukaryota; Metazoa; Chordata; Actinopteri; Sciaenidae. Gene Ontology annotation, cellular component: perinuclear region of cytoplasm. The transcript is spliced from 3 exons.